This is a messenger RNA of Anguilla anguilla (European eel), 1641 nucleotides long. It is a transcript of the gene tuba1a, whose product is annotated as tubulin, alpha 1a. Gene Ontology annotation, molecular function: structural constituent of cytoskeleton; GTP binding. The coding region runs from base 155 to 1510 and encodes 451 amino acids. The transcript has 4 exons. The record is from RefSeq and is a predicted model, not a curated record. Lineage: Eukaryota; Metazoa; Chordata; Actinopteri; Anguilliformes; Anguillidae. Gene Ontology annotation, cellular component: microtubule; cytoplasm. Gene Ontology annotation, biological process: mitotic cell cycle; microtubule cytoskeleton organization.
CGGUCGCAUCAGCAACGCUCGUGUAUAUUAACAGGUUCGCACCCAUGUGCCGCAAGUUCUCUUACAUCGACCUCCUUGCUGUCGCACUGUAAGACGUUCCGUUCGGACGGAAUUUCAUCCUUCGCCUGCCAAUCCAGACCAUCCAGUAAAUACAAUGCGUGAGUGCAUCUCCAUCCACGUGGGCCAGGCUGGUGUUCAGAUUGGCAAUGCAUGCUGGGAGCUCUAUUGCCUGGAGCACGGCAUCCAGCCGGAUGGACAGAUGCCCAGUGACAAGACCAUUGGAGGAGGGGACGACUCCUUCAACACCUUCUUUAGUGAGACGGGAGCAGGCAAGCACGUCCCCAGGGCUGUGUUUGUGGAUCUGGAGCCCACUGUAAUAGAUGAGGUGCGCACUGGGACUUACCGCCAGCUGUUCCAUCCUGAGCAGCUCAUCACUGGAAAAGAAGAUGCUGCCAACAACUACGCUCGCGGCCACUACACCAUCGGCAAAGAGAUCAUCGACCUGGUGCUGGACAGGAUCCGCAAACUGGCUGACCAGUGCACAGGCCUCCAGGGCUUCCUGGUCUUCCACAGCUUUGGAGGUGGUACCGGCUCUGGUUUCACCUCCCUGCUGAUGGAACGCCUGUCUGUUGACUACGGCAAGAAAUCCAAGCUGGAGUUCUCCAUCUAUCCAGCUCCUCAGGUAUCCACAGCUGUGGUGGAGCCCUACAACUCCAUCUUGACCACCCACACCACCCUAGAGCACUCUGACUGUGCCUUCAUGGUUGACAAUGAGGCUAUCUAUGACAUCUGCCGUAGAAACCUUGAUAUUGAGCGCCCCACCUACACCAACCUCAAUCGGCUCAUCGGCCAGAUUGUAUCCUCCAUCACAGCCUCCCUCCGAUUCGAUGGUGCCCUCAAUGUUGAUCUGACAGAGUUCCAGACCAACUUGGUGCCCUAUCCCCGAAUCCACUUCCCUCUGGCUACUUAUGCCCCCGUUAUCUCUGCUGAGAAGGCUUACCAUGAGCAGCUUUCUGUGUCUGAGAUCACCAAUGCCUGCUUUGAGCCAGCUAAUCAGAUGGUCAAAUGUGACCCUCGUCACGGCAAGUACAUGGCCUGCUGCCUGCUGUACCGUGGUGACGUGGUGCCCAAAGACGUAAACGCUGCCAUUGCCACCAUCAAGACCAAGCGUACCAUCCAGUUUGUGGACUGGUGCCCCACUGGUUUCAAGGUUGGCAUCAACUACCAGCCCCCCACCGUGGUUCCUGGUGGGGACCUGGCUAAGGUUCAGAGAGCGGUGUGCAUGCUGAGCAACACCACCGCCAUCGCCGAGGCCUGGGCCCGCCUGGACCACAAGUUUGAUCUGAUGUACGCCAAGCGCGCCUUUGUACACUGGUACGUGGGUGAGGGUAUGGAGGAGGGAGAGUUCUCCGAGGCCAGAGAAGACAUGGCCGCCCUGGAGAAGGAUUAUGAGGAGGUGGGCGUCGACUCCGUCGAAGGUGAAGGAGAAGAGGAGGGAGAAGAGUACUAAACUGGAGAAUUUCUGUUACAGGCUGCAAACAGCAAUGCCACUCAGAUUUGUGAGUCUCAAUUCAACAAACAUUGGCAGAACAUUGUAUGGGCUGACAGUUUAUAUGAUGAAUAAAAAUUCCAGUCUAAAAU